This is a messenger RNA of Spodoptera frugiperda (fall armyworm), 1277 nucleotides long. RefSeq names its product growth arrest and DNA damage-inducible protein GADD45 alpha (gene Gadd45). The transcript has 3 exons. Lineage: Eukaryota; Metazoa; Arthropoda; Insecta; Lepidoptera; Noctuidae. The coding region runs from base 231 to 728 and encodes 165 amino acids. Gene Ontology annotation, cellular component: cytoplasm; nucleus. The record is from RefSeq and is a predicted model, not a curated record. Gene Ontology annotation, biological process: regulation of cell cycle.
UCUGCACAGAGCAUUCAGAGCGACACCACGCAAGUUUAACCAACAAAGUUGUGAAAUCAUUGUGACAUAAAGUUCGGCAAGUUCAACAGUUUGUGAACUAUUUUGGAUUGCAUAAUACGGAUUAUCUGCAGUUAUUGAGUGAAGUGUUUGUGAACAUUCCUGACAAGGAGCACACAGUGUUUACUAUCAGUGAUCAGUUCGAGUUGAGAAGCAUCAAGCUGUCCAGCAUAAUGUACAAGGACCCAGUUGUUCCAGUGAAAGCUGAAACGUUCAGCGGCAUGGCUGCCAAAAGCUCAAUAAGCCAAAGCAUCAAGACGGUGCUGCGACGCGCUUGUGUGGAGAAACGGCUGACAGUCGGCCUCCUCCCUGCCAUCCAGUACUUGUCUCAAAACAGCAACCGGGCCCUCUUCUGUCUAACAGCAGAGGCGCCCCCAGGUGACAGUGCAACGCACAUGCAAGAAGUACUACUUCAAGCAUUCUGCGUCGAGAAUGACAUCUACGUCAUUAAGGUUGACUCCGAGACUAAGAUUCGGAAGUUGUUGGGCGGGUGCGGCGCCUCGAUGGACUUCAGCUGUGUCCUCGUGCACUACCCGUACACAGACCCGUUUAGUGACAGCCAAGAAUUCGACUUCUCAUCACUGUCAGACGCCGAGAGAGACCUCAUCGAGCACUGCGAGAUGAACUGGGGAUACUCCCAGACACCCGUCAUCAAGCUGCCUGAGAAGUGAAAACGUCGAAAACGUCUAAACAUAAUGGUUUUUGGAAAAAAAAAUUACACGACCUUAACGGUUCGUUUGCCAUUUCGGCCAUGUUGGCUGCGGCUUCGGCGUGUAGCGCCAUCUUUUGUCUAGUAGUUACAAUUACGUCUGUUAGUAGACUUUGCAUGAUACCAGUGUACAUUUGACCAUUGAAUGGGUUCUACUGUUUGUAAUUUCUUACUAACUUGUUAAGUUUGAAUUGUAACUUGUAAAUUUGUCUAUUGUAUUGUAUAGAGCAUAGACUUGGGGCAAUUUCGCCAAAAAAAAACUUACAAAAGAGAGAAAAAAAAAAGAUAAAAAGGAGAAAAAUUCUGAUUGUAAAUUGUCAAUAGUAAAUAUUGAUGAUAUAUUGUGCCACGAUGGCUUGCUAUACGAUUUGCAUGAAGACGAAAAAAUGUCUACUUUAUAUAAAUUGAGAGAUGUUCGCGAGGAGAUACAUAUUGUGAAUUUUGUACUUUUUUAAUGUGCAUGUGAAAAAGAUGAAAUUUUAUUAGAAUAAAUGAUAUUGUUAAGAUAAAA